ACCCUUUUGUUUUAUGCAUACUUUGUCUUUUUUUCUUCUUAAUAUCUUCUUCCUGUUGAAGAAGAUAAUAUUGAUGAGUGAGACAGUUGCAAUUCCAGUUAAGUGGAAAAAUUGUAGUUGACUUUGAUUCUUAAAAUACUAAAUGGCCAGAGAUUUAUUUAACAUAUUAUAAAUAAAGGGUUUGCGUGCACCAUUAUACCAUCAUGCCAUAUAUAUAUGGAAGUAGGUAAAUGCCAAUUGUGUAUUGAUUUCAAAGUGAAGUUGUUGGAGCUGUAAGUUUGUAAGAUGAGCAAAUUUGGGUGGAAGGGUCCAUCUGGGUUCUCAGCCUCUUCCACUGCUGAAGAAGUCACCCAAGGAAUUGAUGGAUCUUCUCUCACUGCCAUUAUUACAGGGGCAUCAAGUGGAAUUGGAGCAGAGACAGCAAGAGUUCUUGCACUGAGAGGCGUCCAUGUAAUUAUGGCAGUUAGGAAUGUAAAAGCCGGUACAACCGUAAAAGAGGAAAUACUUGAAAAUAUCCCAACUGCUAAAAUUGAUGUCAUGGAAUUAGACCUGAGUGUAAUAUCAUCAGUCAGAAAUUUUGCAUCAGAAUAUAUUUCCUUGGGACUUCCCCUGAAUAUUCUCAUUAACAAUGCAGGCAUUUCGACCUCGAAACAAAUGCUGUCCAAGGAUAAUAUAGAAAUUAAUUUUGCAAUUAAUCAUCUAGGUCAUUUCCUUUUGACAAAUCUGUUACUGGAGACGAUGAAAAACACAGCAGGGGGAAGUAACAUACAAGGAAGGAUCAUCAUAGUAUCAUCAUUAGGUCACCUUUUUGCUAGAGAUAUUCCAUUUGAUGAACUCAAUAAGAUAUCAAGCCAUAACAGUAGCAUGGGUUAUCCAAGAUCAAAGUUGGCCAAUGUAUUGCAUGCUAAUGAACUUGCAAAACGCUUCAAGGAAGAAGGGGUUGACAUAACUGCUAAUUCUCUCCAUCCUGGACUUAUUUUUACUAAUAUUUUGCGCCACAAUGCUUUUCAUAGAGUCAUUUUUGGCUUGGCUAAUAAAUUUCUACUAAAAAAUGUCCAGCAGGGAGCAGCGACUUCAUGUUAUGUAGCUCUGAAUCCACAAGUAAAGGGUGUGAACGGCCAAUACUUUGUGGACUGUAACAUAGGAAAACCAAACUCUCUUGUUGAAGAUGAAGAAUUGGCUAAGAAAUUGUGGGAUUACAGCUUGAGCUUAAUCAACAAGAAUUAAGUUAUUAAUAUUGUGGUUUAUACCUAAUUACAUAUUGAUCUAUUUUGAUUAUAUAUAAGAAUUUGUUUGUUCCAUGUAAA
Ricinus communis (castor bean) is the source of this 1307-nucleotide messenger RNA. Its product is annotated as short-chain dehydrogenase TIC 32, chloroplastic. NCBI's taxonomy places the organism in Eukaryota, Viridiplantae, Streptophyta, Magnoliopsida, Malpighiales, Euphorbiaceae. The transcript has 8 exons. The coding region runs from base 286 to 1227 and encodes 313 amino acids. The record is from RefSeq and is a predicted model, not a curated record.